CUACAGUAGGCUGACGGCCUUGUCUUCACCCGUUGACAGUACGCAUGUAGCUGUAGUCUACUGUGUUUUCGCGCCACAGUUGUACCGUUAAUUUGCAUUACAAUAAUUAUCGCCAUUAUUUCUACUUUGUGACACUUCCUCUUACUAACCGAGUCCGUCUUUUCUGAUUAUUCUGAAGAGGAUAAACCGGAUGAAGAAGGCUUGUAUAGACAGAGAUGUGUUUACACUGGAGAAGGAUACAGGACAAGGAGAGGUUUUACUGAGGAUGCUUUUUCCUAGUCCCAUGCAAACCACACUGGCUUCCUAGAGGAAACUUCCUACUAGAAGAUGAUGGUCCAUCUCAUCCUGAUGCUGGGGAGGAUACCAUGAGUUGUACGGAAGCCAAACCAGUACAAACAUAGCAGAUCAUUCAUAUGCAAAAUGGCUACAAAGGCAAUGUGCAAACAGGAUGUGAGGCCUUGCUGCAGUGGUAAGAGGAACAUUCUACCAGCAUAUAAGAAUUCUCUGACAGGCAAGAAAGUUACAUGGCCCAAAUCAGUAGUGACCUACACUGGCAAGACUCUUUCUCUGCAAGUUGUUAACCAGAGGAAUCACUUCGGAGAGAAUUUACUCCAUAAGGCUGUGCUACAGGGAGAUAUCCAGAUGCUAAAAGACAUCCUGAAGCUGGGGCCAGAUGUCAACAUGACUGAUAAUGCAGGAUGGACGGCCCUUCAUGAAGCCGUACUCUGUGAUCAGUAUGAGGCCACUUUGUAUUUGAUUAACGCUGGAGCUCUGGUCAAUGUUGCAGCACAUAAUGGAGUCACACCUCUACAUGAUGCCAUCAGAGAUGGCCAUAAAAGGAUUGCUGAGCUACUCCUGAAACACGGUGCAAACCCACUGCUGAAAGCCAGCGAUGGAGAAACAGCAUUUGGCAUUAAUACAGAGCCUUCUCUACGAGUACUAAUGGAGAAAAACAUUCCUAAAGACAGCCCCUCUGCUGCAUCUGGAAACAGAAGAGAAGAACUAUCAGUAUCAGGAACACAGCUUGCGUACGACGCUAGACGAUCACAGGCCGGUUCAUCCCAAAGCCUGGGCAGCACUGCAAAGAGGGACAAGUAUCAAGCAGGGAGGAGGGAAGACUCAAACAGUUGUACAGUGACAUACAAAGAAAGAGUUGUACCUGUGAAAAAUGUCCACAGGAAAAAUUGUUUUGGAGAGACUUUGCUGCACAAGGCUGCCAAAGAGGGAAACAUUCAAACAGUGCGCCAGUUUCUGGAGCUGGGGGCUGAUGUCAACAUGGCAGACAAUGCAGGAUGGACCCCUCUUCAUGAAGCAGCACUUUGUGGUCACUAUGAUGUCAUUUUGGACCUGAUAAAGGCUGGAGCUCAGGUCAAUGCUACAGCAUGUAACGGAGACACACCACUACAUGAUGCCAUUGCAAAUGGCCACAUGAAGAUUGUCAGCGCGCUGCUCAGACACGGUGCAAACCCAAAGCUAAACGAUAAGGGAGGACAGAUGGCCUUGACAACUGCUGCAGAGCCCUUCCCACAGAGACCAGUGGAAGAAAACAUGACCCAAAACAAAAGAAAGGAUCUCCCAGCUCUGACAUACCAAGAGAAAACUCAUGAUGACGCACAGCUUGACACAGAAGAAGACGUCUUCUUAAACCAACAGAAGGCCAAAGAGUGUAAGUUGAACACAGAACUUCAAUCAGAUGACACCGACAUGGGUCAGACCAGCGCCCAAUCACAGACAGCUGCUGUGGAUAUGCAAGAGAACCAGAAGAAAUCAAGUACAUCACCUAAUGUGAAGGCCAACUCUCCUCCCCCUCCCCUCCCUCUGACGUCAUCACCUCUACAACGCAGCACCCCCUGUUGUAUUCCUGCUCCUCCAAAAACUCAGUUGUGUUCAACACCAUUGUAUGCCAGCUUGUUUGAGGGUGGUACAGAAGAGGAAGACAAUGAAAGCGACCAAACUGUGGAUUACCUUGAUGGUAGUUCAGAUGAGUCAGUGGACUGGGCUGUUAAAGCCACACAGAACUUUAACCUUUCCUCAGGUAGCUUGGGAGCACAUGUUGAAGAUACCUAUAUGUAUACCUUUCCCACUGAAAUGGUAUAAAACACCAUUGUGUCCAAAUGAAUGAUUGUGGUAGAAUUUUUUGUUCACAGAUUCAUUAGCCAGUCAGCCUUGCAGUAAUUGUGUGCCGAGUAUAGCCAGGGAUGAAAACUGUUUGAGAAGCAAUGUAAUACUUUGAAGUUGAAGGCAUUUAAGAUCUGUGCUGUUUUUAAUAUUCAUUGUAUAUGUUGGCAUUUGGUACUUUUGGUUUUCUGUAGGACUGAUUGAUUGUUUGAUGUUCAAUAGUAUACUACUGAAACUCUUCACUUUACUCAAUAGUUCAAAUUUUCAAGUAAUUCAAACAGUUGUUAUUGUUAUGAAUUUGGAUUCAUGAAUUUUGAUGUACGAAAUUAUUGUAGUAUAUAAACUCAGUUGGUUUGAAAUUAAAUUACCACUCACUGUGAAAAAAAAUAUUAAAGUAUUUUUGGACUGUG
Molecule: messenger RNA, 2528 nt
Organism: Thunnus maccoyii (southern bluefin tuna)
Lineage: Eukaryota; Metazoa; Chordata; Actinopteri; Scombriformes; Scombridae
Product: ankyrin repeat domain-containing protein 31-like
Exons: 14
Coding region: 421-2097 (558 amino acids)
Cellular component (GO): nucleoplasm
Molecular function (GO): protein binding
Source: RefSeq, a predicted model, not a curated record